AUCUCUGAUUGGUCAGGACGGUUAGGGAGCGUCGGGUGAAUAGAGUGGGUUGAAAACAUAAAAUAAAAAAUGGCGAAACUCGGGCUGCAGUUUGGGCGUGAAAACGUCCCCCAGCGCGGGUUUGGUGUCGUUUAAUGAGCUGUAAGUUAUAAAGUUUACUUACGGAAACCUGCCGGAGAGGUCGGAUGAAGUCCGUCGAGGCACUCUGAGGGAUAUGGUUUUGGACAUGCUGACGUCUCCCCGAGAGCAAAUCCCUCCUCGUGUCACUCCGAUGAAGGAAGACCGCCAGAAUUCCCCCUCUGCCCUUUGUCCCAGCCACCGCAAUGGCCAUCUUCCUCAGGCUGUUCCCCACGCUCCUGUUUUACACUGCUCCGACGAUCCAGGAAGUUCCUCAGCAACCAGAAGUCCAAAGACGUCCAGGACGAGCCUCGGCGACGGAGCCGACUCUUCAGAACAGAAACUGUACUCGGAUAGAUACGGCACGGAAAGACCGCAAGACAGAGAGGAGAGUCGACUCAGACCGAUGGAAGAUAAACCCACAAGGUCCUGUAAACGCAAGUUGGACUUGACAUCGUUAUCUCUAGGCUCAAACGAUGCCGUUAAAUCCCAGGAUUCUGAGAAGAAAGGUCCGGAAAGUCCUCCACCGGCAAAGAGAUGGGUGAUCGGUCCUCUCUUCCAGUCGUUCAAAUCCAAGAUGGCGAGUUUCACGGAGAUCGUCAUGAGUCCUGUCCGGCUUUUCAAACCCAACGAGCUUCCGGCCGGGUCGGACAACGGACCUCCGUCUGUGACUACCGAGAACAAGGAGGAUGUAGGAACCGACGGCAAAGAAAACGCGUCUCCAAAAGAAGAGCGCAGAAAAUCGCCAGUCGUUCAGAGGCUGAAUUUUGACUCCGACUCAAUUACCGUGAGCGAUUCAGAGCAGAAUAAAGUUACGAUUUCGCAGAACGGGUCAGAACGCAGACGAGACUCGAUCCCAGAGCACGGUGGGACUUUUGGUUUGUUAAACCCCACAAGCACCAGAUCAACCAAUCAACCACAUCCGCUCUCUCACACGGUCACGGACCCCGACAGGACGAGCCUUAGAGAAGGUUCUGAGAAAGCAAAGCAGGAGUCGACCGUAUUGUGUGAACCCAAGUCGUCACGUGACUCAACAAAGCACGAAGGACAGGCGGAGAAAAGUGAAGUUCAAGAUCAAAAUCAGCCUUCACCCAAAAAGUUAAGGCUUCAAACUCUGGUUGGUGGAAAGAGGAAGAAAGGCAGAAGACUGGAGAGACGUGAACGAGAGGAGACGGUGGAACGUGUGGGGGAAAAAGGAACAGUUGGAACAUUGGACCGAGAGGAAGAGGAAUCUUCAGUGGUCACGCAGACCAAGACGUUGGGGAAUGAGACGCUGGUUCAGACUCUUAACCUGAGAAAGCCUCAGGUCUCAGUUAAUCGCAUUAGCAUUAGCAUGUGCAACAGUGGAGAUGUUCAAAUGUCAGGCUUAAGACCUUGUAAUUCCUCAGAGAGAGAGAGAGUCGGUCAGAAGCGAGCAUCCAGAAGUAGAAGUAAAAGAGAAAACGGCGCGAAAUGUACGUUAGUGGCCUCGGACUUCACGAGCGAUUCCACCACAGGUAUGUCUCCGGAUCGUCUCGGCACAAAUGGAAUAAAUUCUGCAGCAGCAGGUCCUCCGUCGUCAGGGUCCACGACCUGUGCGACAGGUAACCGCACGACUAGACGUCGUAAACAGACCAAACCGACCGAAGAGAUUAAACCCGACAUCACAGGAAGCCGCUGCGGUGAUCCGACAGAGCCUUUAAGGUCAAGCAACGGAGCAUCAGCUUCAAAACCGGCGCGAAGGAACAAUAUCUGUCGAGCAAAGCGGAAAACCGAGACUUCCGCUACGCCGACCGCUAAAAAAACGCACGUUAGGAAGAUGAGAAGAGUUAAAAGAGACGUGGAUGCGUUUGAAGAUCAGGGGAUGUCAAUGUCUCUGACGCUGAAGGUAGGAUCCGGAUUGGACGGGGAAAAGGACGCAAACUCUGUCAUGACCUGUGGAUUAACGACAAAGGGCAGGAAAACAGGAGAGGGCGCGAUUCACACGGACGCUUCCUGUCCAACACCUGAGGGUUGUUUUUGUGUGACAGAGAACCGGUUAACAGACGGAGAUGUCGAGAAGCCAGAGGCUGACCGUCAGACGAGGUGGUGUGUGUAUUCAGAGCAAAGAGAAACACAGGAAGAGCUAGAAAAUGACGACGACCCAAACGCAGGUCCGACGUCUUCAGGCUCGAACGGGCUCAAACGCAGCCUCUCCUGCCCAGACAUCACCUCGCUACAGCACGGUAACGUCUCCCGUACAGCUCCCGUCCACGACAAAACGCUUUAUCCUUCCUCUCCCCUGAAAAAGGGACCUCAUGUAAACGUAGACGUCCCGUCUCCGAUCAAGCGAACCCGCCGACACACAGUGUGCAGCCUAGAAAUGGCGCGAGAGAUCGCCCCCUUGUGUCUCCGCAAGGAAGUGUAUCCCAAAUGGGGCAGUGGUUCUAAUCAUUCAUACCCAAACUCUCCUUCCAAAUCCUUGGCGUUCCUCGUCUCCUGUUUUUUAUCGAGCCCGCUGGCGUUCCUGUCCAAGAAGUCGAGCCGAGGACACGACGACGACAGCGGAUACGGAGCCAGCGGCAGCGACCUCACCGCCGCGUCGUCGUCUUUUCCUUCGCCACCUUCUCUAAGUUCUCCCGCUACCUCUAGGGUGACCGGCGGAUCUGCUUUCUUCACCGACGCUCCAUGCGCUCGUGAUCAGUCCUCCCUGUCCUCACACUGCAGAACACAUCUGAUGUUUCCUCUUCGCAGUGUGUUCAAUGCCGUGUCGAUGGAGACCGAUGAAGGUGCGGUUCAGCAGGAAGGAAACAAGCAAAUCUCAGCUGUAUCGGAGGAGAAAGCUUUGUCUGACUCAGAGAUUAAGACUGACAACAAGCAAGUGGAACGGAGAAAAGUUUCCUCCAUCCGCAUCCGCAAAACUCUUCCCAAACCACAGUACAAUUUGACCCCGAUGGGUCUCCCCAAAGCCGUUAGGAUAAAGAAGAAGGUUUUUAGCGUGGAGGAGAUCUACACCAACAAGAACUUCAGCAAGCCUCCUGAAGGGCGCUUAGAGACCAUAUUCGAAGUCCCUCUCAGCCGGCGAGACGGUUCCCAGUCCCUGAUUGGUCCGAAACGGGUGAAGAGAUUUGUCGAGUUUCCAGAACUGGGCGUGGCCAGGAAACCGAGGAGGUCUCUGUUUGGUGGAGCAGGAGGGGGCGGAGCUCAGAGAAAAGCAGCAGGGAAUCCCGGGACCGGAAGAACCCGCAGAGGCAGAGAAGAAGUAGUGGUUCAUCUGCAGGACGUUGAUUUGCUCCUGUGCACAAAACUAAACGAACUGGAUGUGUGGAUGGCGAUGGAACAGAUGGUUUACUGAAACCUUCACGGUCUCGCUCGUGCUCGGGCUCGUGAUCGCGUACAUACGGUACGGACGCUCGUACGGCUUUAACAUGAGGGGCGGUCCGAUGGCUGCGAACGCUUCUAAAGUUUUCCUGAGGGAUUGAAGAGAGCAUUUAACUUCGUGUGAGAUUCCGUCACGUUCCUGUUCCAGACUUCAGUUCAUUCACAGAUGUAAUAACUGAUAUUUCUGUCUGAUCAACAGCUCGAUUCGGCGUCUGUCUCAGUGUCGUGUUUCACUUACAACACACUACUUUAUAGAGCAAAUACUGAUGCGUCGUACGUUCUGUUAGAAACCUGUGACCUAGUCACCGAGAAGCCGCCACACGACUCGCUCGCCAUGCAGGCGUUUCAAGUAUUGCGAAAGCUGUUGCUAGGCAACGGGGAAACGAACCCAAGGUCUGAGGAAACGUCUGCUCCUGAAGUCGUAAAUGCCACAAGAGUGAGCUGUUUACACGACGAACACGACUCCGUUUCACUUCGUCCGCUCCUCUCUCGUCAGAUAAAGUUUCAUUCGAGAACGAUUCGGAUCGUAUUCUCGUCAAGAUGUUCCUACAAAGCACUUAACGUCAAUGCGCUCGAUGUGAGGUUACAGCCAAUAAUCAGACGUCCGGUACCGAAUACGGAUGAAUAAAUAAAUAAAUAAAUCGAUGCACGUCUGCCGUUUAUUAGAGUCAUGAGGUUCCUGAAUAGUUCACUCGAUCUCUCAGGGAACGUUGUUGUUGUUGUUGUUGUUAUUGUUUGUAUAAACACUUUUGUAAAAUAGGAUUACAGGAUUCUGUUUAUCGUUUUUUUUAAUCCGUUAGCUCAUUUCCAGUCAUUUCUCUCACGCCGGACAAAAACAAGUCCCAUCACACCGUCCAUUGUGUUGUUAUGUGUUUAUUAUUAUUAUUAUUAUUAUUAUUAUUUUUUAAAGUUAAAUAAAUGUAAACUCACUUGUAGCUACAAGAAACUGGUGAAGGUGAAUUGUCUUGUGUUCUAUAUAUGUAUAUAAAACCUGUCUCUCUUUUUUUUUUAAUGUUUAUACUUAUUAAACUGAACAUUUGCUUGUAAACAGUUGGAACGUACGUUAUGUUAUUUAUUGUUCACGGUAUAAAAGUACAAAAUGUAAAACGUACAACAGAAAUAACAAAGUGUAUAACAAACGGAACACAGUCUCGCGCUUCGUGUCGGAGGGGAAACACGAGACCGUGAGCCGCUCUGACGCCGCACACACACACGCCGUGAUGCUCCGCGUGUACAGUAUACUGUGUCCUCGACAACAUACAGGCGUAAACAUAAAGGUUCUUAACGCUUCUUUUUACCCAUACAAUAACAUUCCGAUGGACUUCUGAUGGACUUCUGGGAUGUUUUUAAUCAGUAUAAAGAAGCGUCUGAUGUCGUGUCUGUGAGUCCGAUCUAAAAUAAAUCAGACUGUCGUUCUCUCA
Molecule: messenger RNA, 4877 nt
Organism: Tachysurus vachellii
Lineage: Eukaryota; Metazoa; Chordata; Actinopteri; Siluriformes; Bagridae
Gene: prr14
Product: proline rich 14
Exons: 9
Coding region: 215-3430 (1071 amino acids)
Source: RefSeq, a predicted model, not a curated record